GCUAUGGCAGGGGAGAAGAAUCCUGAUAAAGGAAAGAUACAUAAUGGAACCGUUUGGCUUAACCAUCUGUCAGGAUCCCUGCGCGUCCCGCGUGCACGGGUUAGCAGCAGGUCUCUUAGCAUUCUUCUCCAUGUAAAACUGUUGCGCACAUCGUGGACUCGAAGUCUUCCGACCAAAUGAGCCGGACCCUUGAGCUUCUUCCAACGCUCCCUCUCGCUCGAGCAGCGUGAAAGAAAGUCCAUCAACAACCGAAGGAAACGUAUCAAUCAGAUCAAAACUGACGAGCGUGUUUCCACGGCCCCCAAGAUGCUCAGCCCAGGCUUUCCAUAGCGGCAGGCCAAAGAGGAUUUGGAUUCACCAUCAACCCCGCGCGCGUCCUCUUGUGCCGCCAAGCAGAUGCCCCUCUUCUCUGCUGCUCCCAUCAGAGAUCCACCGCCCGGCGUCGUCGCCGUUCUCGACCUCUCCCACCUCUCACUCACUCCUUGCCCCACUGCUCCUCUUGAUGAGUAAGGGCAGCUUGCUGUGCUCGCUGGUCCUGCUGCAAGUUUGCAUCGCCCAGCUGUCUCUGGUCUCGGGUAGCCUGCUGACCGGAGGCCAGAUUGGAGGCAAUCUUCUGUGCCAAGAUCCAAUCCGGAGAGCGUGGUUGAUGUCAAGCCAUGGCCGCGACGAGUUCGAGGGCCACAACGCUGAUUUCAUCUUCGAUGAGGAGCUGGCCGACGAAGGGGUGGACACGAGCGAUGACAGAGGUGUGCUGGUGGCAGUAGGAGAAGCGGGCGCUGAGGAAGAAGAGGGGUUGCUGCCCUCAGAUGGUGACGAUGAAGGUGGCGACAACAGUGGUGGAACCAAGGAUAGCUCCGGAAGUGGUGGUGAUGUUGAAUGUCCUGAGUGCGGGAAAUUCUUCAAGAGCGAUAAAUCAAUGUUUGGUCAUCUUCGGAGCCACCCGAACAAAGGGUAUAAAGGUACUACUCCGCCCGUGAAGAAGUUGAAGCUCUCACCGGAGACAGCCGCUACAGCCGCCACAUCAUCUUCUUCCUCGUCCCAAGGUAUUGACCGACCCCCUGCCCAGCAUAGCGGACGUGAUCCUCAGUUAACCCCCUUAGAGAUAUUGUGUGCGCAUGGAAUACUCACACUCAAGUAUAAAGACAAUAAACAGGCCACACAAGUGCUGCCGCCACCGCCUUCGUUUGGAAAACUUGAUGCCAUUGGACAAGCUGAAGGUGGAAUCCGAGGAUCAGCCACAGGCUAUGCUGCAGCCAAGAUCAAGGGCAACAAUGAUGGUAAUGUGGGAAAUUAUGAUGAACACAGCGGUUCCUUUGUGAAAAUCCCCAAAAAGAGAAGGAACAUGCCCAAAGAAGUCAGCGAGGCACAUAGGAAGAAGGCGAAGUUUGUGCCCACUCUAAAGGAGAAGCGUCCAUACAUCUGCAAGCAUUGCAAGGCAGAGUUCUCCAUGCACCAGGCCCUGGGUGGGCAUAUGGCUGGCCACCACAAGGAGAAGGUGGUCCCGGCACUGGACGAUUCCUCGCUCAGGGCACACCAGAGCAUGGCUGCCGAGAGCCAGAACGCGAAGGAGCAAGUUGGAGGCGGUGACGAGGAUGACAACAGUUGGCACGGCAACGACCUGUCUCCGCCUAGAGGGCAGUUCUCCAUAGUAUUGGACGUGCCGUGGCAGUGUGGGCAGGCAUCAGGAGGGCAGAUGAGGCAGCACUCUAAGAGGAACGAUGGCCUGUCGUCGCCACCAGUGGUGCCGGUAGCAACUCCGACUCCGACUGAUGAUGGAGAUGGGCGCAGGCUGUUCGACAUUGACCUCAAUGUCAAGGUUCCGGAGCAGGAAUAGAAGUGGUGCAAAUCUCUUGCGUGUUCAGAGGAGCAGGAAUAGAGACAUGCAUGCUGUA
Molecule: messenger RNA, 1892 nt
Organism: Panicum hallii
Lineage: Eukaryota; Viridiplantae; Streptophyta; Magnoliopsida; Poales; Poaceae
Exons: 1
Coding region: 503-1834 (443 amino acids)
Molecular function (GO): DNA-binding transcription factor activity
Source: RefSeq, a predicted model, not a curated record